AUGCGACAACACAAGCUCAGGAUGAAUCCAGCCAAAUGCAUUUUUGGAGUUCAAGCAAGAGAUUUUCUAGGAUUCAUUGUCCAUCAGAGGGGCAUCGAGGUCCCUAAAGACAAAGCAAGCGCGGUCAUCAAUGCCACCGCCCCACGAAUGAAGAAGGACUUGCAGCGUUUGCUAGUGGCUUUCGACAGAAACAAGACCUACCUUGCGAGUCCGCCUGUGCUUGCUCCUCCGAGGGCUGGAUUUCCAUUGAAGUUAUAUAUAUCAGCAGCUGAAGCUUCCAUUGGCAGCCUGCUCGCCCAGGAUGAUGAAGAAGGCAUCGAGCAUGCUAUUUUCUACCUCAGCAGAACACUUAUAGACUGUGAAACCAGAACUGAAACAUUAGCAGGGGCGGGGAUUGUCCUGGAAAACCCAGCGGGCGAUCGUUUCUCUUAUUCUUUCCAACUGGAGUUUAAGUGUACAAACAACCAAGCUGAGUACGAGGCCCUUAUUAUUGGCCUAGAAGUCUUACUGGAACUAGGGGUCCGAAAUGUUCAGGUCCGCGGCGAUUCUUUACUUGUGAUAAAUCAGCUUCAAGAAAAAUACAGAUGUGCGAGCUACUUGCUCGUCCCCUAUUUGAAUCGCGCCAUUGAGUUACUGGAUCAGUUUGAUUACGUUGGUUUGGAGUACAUCCCUCACGAGCGCAACUUCGCAGCGAAUCAGCUCGCUCAGUUGGCUAGAGGCAUUAUAUUGAAAUAUGGAGUUCGCGAACGCAUUCUGAAAGUCAAGCGCCGCACACUGCCUUUGUGGCUCGUAUGGCCUGACCCUCCUAAUGAUCCAAUCGUCGCUGUCCUCAAGCCUAUUGACGUGGAUUGGCGCAUUCUAUUGAUCCAAUACCUCAAACAGCCAGACCAAACAGCUGACAAAAGGACUCGUUUUCUAGCCUUAAAUUACUUCCUCAGGGACGAUGAGCUGCGACGACGCAGGGAGGAUGGCAUAGAUUUUCGCUGCGUGUAUGGACACGAAGCAAAACGACUAAUGCUUGAAGCACAUCCAGGGGUUUGCGGCGCCCAUCAAGCGGGGCCUAAGAUGCGAUGGCUCAUCAGAAGACAUGGGUAUUAUUGGCCUAGCAUCUUGAAGGACUGUAUCGCUUUUGCUAAAGGAUGCCAAGACUGUCAGGCACACGGUCCGGUCCAGCAUGUUCCUAACAUUCCCAUGCAACCUAUCAUUAAGCCUUGGCCUACGCGAGGCUGGGCAUUGGAUUUGAUCGGGAUGAUUUACCCCCAUUCUUCCCUCCAACAUAAGUUCAUCAUUGUGGCUACUGACUUCUUUACCAAGUGGGUUGAAGCUGAACCGUUGAAGGAGGCUUCUGGUGCCACCAUUCGCCAGUUCCUGUUUCGUAACAUUAUCUGCAGGUUUGGUAUCCCCGAGUCUAACGGUCAAGCAGAAGCCAGCAACAAGAUUAUUAUUACCCUGUUAAAGAGGAUGCUGAUCGAAAACCCUCGACAGUGGCACGACACUUUGUAUGAGACACUCUGGGCUUAUCGCACCUCCAAGAGGAAUCCCACUGCUACCACACCCUAUGCACUAAUGUUUGGUCAUGAUGCAGUUUUACCCUUGGAAAUCAACGUUCAUUCCUUACGUGUGCAAGAUCAGCACCACCUGAUAGGUGAAGAUUAUGUCCAGGCGAUGUGGUAG
Rosa chinensis is the source of this 1674-nucleotide messenger RNA. RefSeq lists its product as uncharacterized. The transcript is spliced from 4 exons. Gene Ontology annotation, molecular function: RNA-DNA hybrid ribonuclease activity; nucleic acid binding. NCBI's taxonomy places the organism in Eukaryota, Viridiplantae, Streptophyta, Magnoliopsida, Rosales, Rosaceae. The coding region runs from base 1 to 1674 and encodes 557 amino acids. The record is from RefSeq and is a predicted model, not a curated record.